AUGCGUUUCACCGCUGCCACCGUUGCUCUCUUCGCCACCCUCGCUGUUGCCCUCCCCGGCGGUGACGUCGAGACCGUUUACUCGACCGAGGACGUGACCAUCACCUCCUGCGCUCCUACCGUCACCGACUGCCCGGGCCGCGCCACCUCCACCCCCGAGGGUGUUGAGGCUACCAGCACUCCCGCUGUCCCCGUGGUCCCUACCACCACCCCCGUUGCCUCCGUCCCUCCUCAGGUGCCCAGCAGCAGCGUUCCCUCCGUGGCUCCCAGCGUGGUUCCCAGCAACCCCGCCCCCGUUGUCCCCAGCGUCUCGGUGAUCCCCGUCACCACCUGCGUCCCCACCGUCACCUACUCGACCAUCACCUACACUCCUACCUCCAAGCCCCCCAAGACCUCGGUCCCCGUCAUCCCCACUGGCGGCCCUGCUCCUAGCGCCAGCGCGACUCCCUCCACCUCCGCUCCUGGCCCCGUCUUCACCGGUGCUGCCAGCUCCGUCGGCAACUCCUUCGCUUUCGCUGGUGCUGCCGCCGCUGCCGCCCUCUUCUUGGCUUAA
Aspergillus terreus NIH2624 is the source of this 552-nucleotide messenger RNA. RefSeq names its product GPI anchored serine-rich protein. Bases 1 to 552 code for a protein of 183 amino acids. The transcript is spliced from 2 exons. NCBI's taxonomy places the organism in Eukaryota, Fungi, Ascomycota, Eurotiomycetes, Eurotiales, Aspergillaceae. The record is from RefSeq and is a predicted model, not a curated record.